UUGUAGCUCAGCUUCAGGGACCGCGGUGACAUUCUGCUCGGCGCCGCGGGCAGGCCAGAGCCUCGGGUGAGAAAGAGAGGGCACCGUGCAGAAGCCAUCGCCCCCUGCAGAGCCGCCGGCGCGUCUGGAUGGAAGGAGCCACGACCCCAGACGCAGGCUCCAUGGAGCCAUUCGCCCUCCCGGGCCUGCUCUUCACCAUCACCCUGUUGCUCCUGGCCCUGCGCCUCCUCACCCAGCGCACCAGGCGACCUGGUGAACCUCCCCUGAUAAAAGGUUGGCUUCCUUAUCUCGGCAUUACUCUGAAGCUACAAAAGAACCCGUUAGCUUUCAUAAAGACUCUCCAAAGGAAAUACGGCGACACUUUCACUGUUCUGAUUUCAGGGAAGUAUAUAACGUUUGUUCUGAACCCCUUCCAAUACCAUCUUAUAAUGAAAAACCCCAAGCAAUUCAGCUUUCGGGAGUUCAGCAGACAGUUAUCAUCGAAAGCCUUCUCCAUCAAGAAGCUGAAAACUAACGAUGACCUUAGUGAAGACAUUCACAGAGCCUACGAGUUUCUACGAGGCAAAGCUUUGGACAGUCUCCUAGAAAACCUGAUCCAAGAACUAAAAGAAAUUGUUGAGCCCCAACUACUGAAAACCACAGACUGGAAUACAUCAAGACUGUUUCCGUUCAUUAGCUCACUGGUAUUUGAGACCACAUUUACGACUAUACAUGGAAAACUUCUUGCUGGUAACAGGAAAAAAAUUAUCAGUGAGUUAAGAGACGAUUUCUUAAAAUUCGAUGACAUGUUUCCAUACUUAAUAUCUGAUAUACCCAUUCAGCUUCUAAGACAUGUGAAAUCUAUGCAGGAGAAACUUAUAAAAUGCUUCACGUCAGAAAAACUAGAUCAGAUGCAUGGAUGCUCAGAAGUUGUUCAGGAAAGGAAAGAGAUUCUGAAAAAACACUAUGGGCGUGAAGACUUAGAAAUAGGAGCACAUCAUCUUGGCUUUCUCUGGGCCUCUAUGGCAAACACCAUUCCAGCUAUGUACUGGGCAGUGUAUUAUCUUCUUCGGCACCCAGAAGCUGUGGAAGCGCUGCGUGACGAAAUUGACAGCUUCGUGCAGUCAACAGGUCAAAAAAAAGGGCCUGGACUUUCCAUCCACUUCACCAGAGAACAAUUGGACAGCUUGGUCUGCCUGGACAGCACGGUCCUCGAGGUUAUGCGGCUGUGCUCAUACUCCACCAUCGUCCGAAAAGUUGAAGAGGAUAUGAAUUUCAACUUAGAGACUAGCAACUACUAUCUACGAAAGGGAGACUAUGUGGCUGUCUUUCCUCCCAUCCUGCACAUGGACCCAGAAGUCUUUGAGGCUCCAGAGGAAUUUAGAUUUGAUCGAUUCCUAGAAGACGGCAAGAAGAAAACAACGUUUCUCAAGGAAGGGAAAAAGCUGAAGUAUUACGUUUUGCCAUUUGGAUUUGGAGCCAACAAAUGUCCAGGCCGAUAUUUUGCAAUUAUUGAAAUGAAGCUACUAUUAGCUAUGCUUUUAACUUAUUUUGAUUUAGAAAUAAUUGACAAGGAGCCUGUAGGACUAAACUACAGUCGUUUGUUGUUCGGUAUUCAGCAUCCCGAUUCUGAUGUCUCAUUCAGGUACAAGGCAAAAUCUUGGAACAUCUGAAAGGAUGGCCAAGAAACUUAUCAGAGUGAAGCUACGUGCGCUGAGCUCUGUGGUUUGUUGUAUGCCUGCAAAUGCAACAGCUAUGCUUCUUUGUUUGAAAAUGACAAAUUUAUAUUUGAUCUAAAAUUGAUUCAGUUUGUUCUUGGUCACAAAACCUAUCAUAAGAUAAAGCAGGGCGGUAGCCUAAAAACUGUCAGGGCAAUCAUUUCAGGGUAAGUUCAAAGUAACAAUUUUCACUUUGUACUUACUGUGCUUUUUAUCAUUGGUUGUGAAUGUGCUUUUCCGGUAAUAAAUUUGGCCUUGGGUGAUUUUUUUUUUUUUUAAGUUACUGAAAUCCUCUAAUAGGAUUUUAUGUACUGCUGGAAGAGUGUGCCUUUGGACAGCCAAACAACUUCCAAAUUCUCAGAAGAGAAGGAAAUUAAUUCCCAGGAGUUACACUGUAUGAAAUGUUCCCUUCAAGUGGAGUAUCAAUAAUGUCUAUAUUACCAGCGUACCUUUGCAUUAAAUGAGUGUUACAAUAGAUUAAAUGUUCCAACUUCCCUUCAAUAUUUAACUGCCCAUAAAUGAUUUUUAUAACUUGUGUAUUCUACAUUUCAAUAGAACAAAAUUUCUUGUUAUACAAAAACCUUUCAUGUUCAAGUUAAAUACUGCUACAAUUUAAUAUAUAAGAAAACACAAAACCUAUUAUAUAUUCAGCAAUUGCUCUAGACAUUAGUAUUAGAUUUAUUUUAGAGGGAAAUGUUGAAGUCAUUAUAGCAUUGAUGGUAGUAUUGGUCUUUAGUAUAAACUGUGUUAUUCUAAUUGUAAUGAACUCUUUAAUAAAUGUUCCCAUUUAUAUAAACUGGGAAUUAGGUACUAUUACUUAUUCACAACCUUUUGGUCUUGGAGGUUAGUUGUAUUAUUUUGGACUAUCACACUAAACUAUACAAAAUAAUUUCAUAUGAUACAAUACAGCCUGUAUCAAUAAUUAAAAGAUUUCUACUAUAAAAUUUCCCAGUGAUUGACAUUUGGCAUAAAUGGAGACAUGAAAUGCAAACUCACAGGGCAAAUAAUUAAGCCAGAUUAAUUCAUGCUGCAUUAAUUGAAAUUCUAAUGCUUUGGAAAUUUUAUAUUGCUGUUAGAAAGGAAAUUGAUUUAAAAUAGCACUCUAAAAUGCUUAUCGUAAAUACAACAAAGUAGCAUUUUUUUUCUCCUUUCUGGAGCAUAUGUUCAUUGAAUGCUCCUUGCAUGAAGGUCUACUGACAUGAAUUCUGUUUUUGCUUGAUUAAAGUGGUCUUUAUUCCCAAUCUCCUUCUUUUUAAAAAUUGCAAAAUGACCAUUCAUAAUUAUAUAAAUUCACCAGAAUACAAAGUAAAGUUAUGGUUUAUGAAAAUGAUGUGGAAUGAUUAGACCAAUCCAGAAUUAAAUCAACCCAGAUAUUUAUGCAACUUUUAACAUAGAGUGCUCUAUUAUUAACUAUAUUCACAAGGUGAUAUACUAAAACUCUUCCCACCCACCCCCCACUGCCAAAGACUGUAAUUCUCCUGGUUGGGAUGGUUUUACUUUUUGAUCAUUUCUCCUACACAUUCCUAGCCUCUAUAAUCAUUAUUUCACUCUGUGCUUUGAUAAGUUUGAUUAUUUUGAAUUUUAUAUAUUCUAAUAUUUUUCCUUGCUAUGACAAGAAGAUUGUGACAAGAACAGUUACUUGGGGAGAAAAGAAUUUAUCAGAGGUAACACAUCCAAAUCAUAAUCUAUUGUUGAAGGAAAUCAAGACCUGAACUCGAGUCAGGAACCUGAUACAGAGAAAUGCUGCAUACUGGCUUGCUCACUGGCUCAUUCUUAUCUAGUUUUAUUAACCACACCUACCAGCCCAGGAAAUAGUACUGCCCACAGUAUCUUCACCCUGCUACAUUAAUCAUGAAGGCAAUCUUUUACUGGCAUGGCCACAGGCAUCUGAUGAAGGCAAUUCUUCAGUUGAGGUUCUCUCUUCCUAGAUACUCUAGAUUGAACCAAGAUUACAUUAAAACUAAUACAUGAGGUAGAGUCCAUAGUAUUCGUCUGUCUCUGGUUGCUUUUACUUCAUAUCCUCUAAAUCAGUCUAUGUUGAAUCAAAUAACAGAAUGUAUUUUUCAAGACCAAGCAAUAUUCCAUCAUGUGUAUAUACCACAUGGUCUUUAUUCAAACGCUGUCUCUAACCACCCCUACCUCCUCCAUACAAUUUCAUGACACCCUUCAUUCUCCUGGAAACAAAGGACACAUGGGAUGUCCCAUCCCCAGGCCCAUCUGUCCCUCUUCUUUCUUGAGAGUCUCUCUGGUUGAAUUUUGAACCACCAACAUCAUAUCACCUUUCAAAUUUUCCAUCUCACGAAUUUUCUUAGUUCAGUGAUUGCAUUUUUUGGUUGGUAACUCAUUGUUCUUCAUGUAUGCCUGGCCAUAUUUUGCAAAAAUCUUGUUCCUUUAAUACAUUUUACUAUCCCUGUAACUACAGUCAACAUGGUUUAUAUUCUGCACCUGGCAUCUCCAGCCCACUCCUGUUUUAUGCGUCUGAUUUUGUAGUUUCCCCUUCCCAUCAGCGCUUCCUAUAGUUUAACUACUGAGUCCGUAUGUGUUCCUUGGAAUUUUACUUCUGGAAAAUGUUUCUUUUUUUCUUUUCUUUUCUUUUCUUUUUUUUUUUUUUUUUGAUUUUUAUCCAAUUACUUGUAUAUAUAUCACAGUAGUUCUUUUUUUUUUGGUUGGUUGGUUUUUAUUUAUUUUAAUUGAAAAAAUUUCCAGCCUCUCCCAGCCUCCCAUUUCCCUUCCCCUGCUCCCACUCCUCUCCCCCUGCUCCCACUCCUUUCCCCCUCCCGCUCCAGUCCAAAGAGCAGUCAGGGUUCCCUGCCCUGUGAGAAGUCCAAGGUCCUCCCCCCUCCAUCCAGGUCUAGGAAGGUGAGCAUCCAAACAGGCUAGGCUCCCACAAAGCCAGUUCAUGCAGUAGGAUCAAAACCCAGUGCCAUUGUCCUUGGCUUCUCAGCAGCCCUCAUUGUCCUGGGAAAUGUUUCCGAUCUGGGUUUAAUGUUCAUUCCUCAAAGUAUAAACUGUGCUUGGUUUUGUCUUAUUGUUCAUGUUUCUGUCAAAUUCAGAUUCCUGAGGAUGCUCAACUAGAAUAUUUUGGAGGCGACAUGGUACAUUGCUAACUGUGAAUUCCAGCCUUAAAGGAAACACUAUGAUUAAGGGCAUUUUGUUUUGAUUGGGGAUUUUGUUGUUGUUUUGCUGUAUGUUUGCUUGCUUACUUGUUUGCUUGUGAGACGGGGCCUCAUUGUAAAGCAAAGUUAUGCCUCACAAAAUUAUGCCUGCCUCUGCAUCCUGAGUGCUGGACUUAAAGGGAAUACUUAAAACCCGUAAUCAGGAAAAGGCAGGAGCCACAUUUGAUUGCUUUUUUGUUUCAACCAGAAACAAAUUAAGAAUACAAAUAUGUCUAAUCUUGCACUGUGGAGCAAUGUUUCUAGUCCAUCUACCAAGGAUGUUGGCUCUGAAAAUUACUGACUUUGUGCAGAGGUCUUGGAUUUUAUACACAUACGUGUGCACAUGCUCAUACAUGGGUGCUUAUGCCAUGUUGAACCCUAGACUGUCUCUUCUACCUGACACAAAACCCAAUCUAUUUCUGUUUUCUUAUGUUUAUUAGUUCUUUGUGAAUUUUGUACAAUGUGUUUUGAUAAUAUUCCUUACCCUCCCCCAACUUCUUCCAGAUGCAUCUCCAUCUCUUCUCACCUGGUCAACUUUGUGUCCUUAUUUCCCAUCAUGUACAGUUGAUGCUGCCCAUAUAUGCUUGGAUGUGUGGCGGUACUGGAACUUGGUUGGUCCUCCAGUGUCCAGACCCUUAAAGAAAACUCAGUUUCCUUUUCCCAGCAACUUUCAGUUUCCAGUUGCUCCUCAGCUAGGAGUGGGAUUUCACUCCCAUCUCCCCCAGGCCUUGUACCUGCUAUCCUAACCACCAUUGUUCAUAUCUUCAACUGCACUGGUAUGCUCAGUAAAUAUUGUUUUCUAGCAAUCAUCAACUAAGCCUGGAUCUCACAAUCUUUCUGCCUCUUCUGUAAUCAUUCCUGAGCCUUGGAAGGGGGAAAUAUAAUACAGAUGCACCUCUAAAUCUGAACAUAUCACAAUCUGCUAUUCUAUGAACCUUGACCAGUUGGGGUCUCUGUGAUAAUCACAAUCUAUUGGAAAAAUAAGUUUCUCUGAUGAUGCUUGAGAUAUUCAUUAAUCUUUGGGAAGAACAGUAAAAUAAUAAGAGACUGUUUAAUACAUCAUGUUCACUUAGUAAUAGCAGUAGGUUCUCCCCAUGUCAUAUGUCUGUCUCACUACAAGUUCUUGGCUCCAAUCACGGUGCCAAGUACGGGUUUCAACUUAUGAACUGGGCCUUAAAUCCAAUCAGAAAGUGAUUGGUUAGUCCCAUGAUGUAUGUGCCACUAUUGCACCAGUCAUUAUUGUAGCUCAUCUAGGUAAGAUUGAUGGAUGUGCUUUUCCCCCUGGUAACACUCAUCUUCCAGCACUAUAAAAGCUACCAAUUGGGGAUAAAGUUUCCAGGCCAGUACAGCCUUGCUACAUAACUCCAGUUAGGCAGUGUCUUUAGAAGUGGGGUUUUACCGUCAAACUCUAGAUGGUAUCCAAGAAUAUUGCAAUAAAUGUAAUGUUUGGGGGGUCUAUGUGACCUCAAUGACUAGCAAUUCCAAAGGAGAUAACCUAUUCCUGACAUUGGGUGGGGCUUUUUAUUUCUUGUUCCAUGGUGUAUAGUUGGUAUAUUGUUGACUCAUUAUAGGAUAACUCCAUCAAAAUUCAUUUUAUAUAUGUGUGUGCAUAUAUUUUAGAAGAACUGGUUGAUUCAGUAUUCCUUAUUUCCUAGUUAGGGUGACUUGCUCAUUGAAUGGACGUUUGGUGAAAAUGCUAUCCUGGCAUUUAUUCACACUCUAUAGAACACUUACUGAGUGCAUCAAAGUGUGUAGAACUAUCUGGAAUUAGCAUGCUCUUGUAAGUAAUAAUGUUCAUUUUCUAUUCAGAGUAGGGCUUGAUAAAAAACAUUUUAUGGUUAUGUCAGACUCUAGAGAGUAUUAGAUAUUAGAAAAGGCUAUAUUACUAUAGACACAGUAAAUAGUGCUUGGAGAUAGAAUUAUCUAUUUUAUAUAUAGCAACAAUUUGUGAUUAUAACUGAAGCUAGCAGAAAGAGAUAAAAAUACCAGAUAAAGGUAAUAGUAUCUAGGAUUCAUCACUCAAAUGAUAUUAAAUAUUUGUAAGUAUGAUGCAUGUACCAUGCAGAGGAAUUUACUUACAAAACAAAAAACAAGCAAAAAUAACAUUCCACAUAACUUCCAUUUCUAAGAACUAGCUAUUGUAGUUAAUAUUAAAUGUGUGACAUUAGUAUUUGACAGAUGGACAUUUUAAUAAAUGUUUGUCUUUUAUUUCUGAAGUUAAUGUUAAAACAGGCAGAACUUUGUUCUAAAAUUAUAAUUUUAAGGACCUUAUAACGAGCCACAUAAUUAAGAGAUUUUUUAAGUACCUUGGUCUUACACAUUUAAAGGAAUGUUUGUUUCAGUGUUGAACUCAUCUGAAUUCUCAAUGAAGAUCGUGGUCUUCAUGCAACAGUGCUUUUACUCUUUGUUAUUAGCAUCGAUUUUCAAAUUUUAAACUAACUUAUUUUGAAUUAGCUUAACCCUACUGAAAAGUUAUAAAAAUUCUUUUCACUUUUAAGGAAGAAAGUAGACUAAACAGUACUUUCAAAUAAUUAAACCUAAGGAAGGCCUCUUGGGCCAUCGAACAUUUUCAUUAACCUUUGACCCCAGGUAAUGAGCGUCCAGAGCUCUUCUUCAGGGCAAGAGAUCACAGAUGAUGACUGAGCCACGGGCAUAUCUUACAUUUGCUGUCACAUCCAUCCCCAUCCUCCAAAUAAUUGGCUUACUUUCGUAGAAAGUAAUUUGUAACUGUUAAAAAGUACACUUUGUUGAGCAAUUACAUAUUUUUAAAAAUCAUCACCUGUUUGAGAUACUUACACUUUAAAUAUAUGUAUAUCUGAUGUUUAUGCAAAAGAAAGUUACAGUUACGUAGACCCAUGAAUUGGCCGACCCCACUUUCUGAUAGACCAAGCUUUCCAUAGAUGGAUGCCUUUUCUGUGCUUCUGUGGAGGCCUGGUUACGAAAACAAUUUCUUCCCAUCGAUGCCUGGGAUAAAGAGCGCAGGCUCGGCCUGACCCCUGAUUUUGACUAUGAACCCUCAGGGAGACCAUGCACAGCAAAUUGAGCUUCAUUUACUUGACAGUGUAUGGUUUAGCAUUUUUAACUCCACCACCAUUACCACCAGCACCCGGAGAGGGGUAAAAUGUCUUUCCAAAGAAUGCGUGAGGAAAUUCUUGCACCAAAUACUUCGAUAGUUGUCAGAGUUAAAUAAAAGUCUAAAAUGAGGUUGGGUCAUGAGGUAUUUUUAUGUUGAAUUCUGAAUUCUUAUCUUCUAUUAGCAUGACAGGUUUGAGCUGAAACCAUCCUCCUGAUAAAAAUAAAUUAUUAAGACUGAGAAGCAUUUGUAAAUAAUAGAUCUUCAAAUACACCUGGACCUAAUCCUAAAACUUAUAAGGAAAAAAUAAUACUUGCUUUAUAUAACCACUAAUACCAUUUUAACAUUUUGAUGAAGAUGUUAAUUUAUGGUUGGUUAGCAGUUUAUGACUGUCAUUAGGUUUUCAGUUUGAUCCACAUUAGAAAUCUAUUUUUCUUCUUUCUUUUAAUCUGUAAUAAUUAUAUAAAGAUAUGGUUAUGUUUUAUCUAAAAUAUAUCACUCUACUAUAGCAUUUCAAAUUAUUCACAGAUCAUAGUUCUUAU
Messenger RNA from Chionomys nivalis (European snow vole), 8467 nucleotides. Its product is annotated as cytochrome P450 7B1. Bases 129 to 1652 code for a protein of 507 amino acids. The transcript is spliced from 6 exons. The record is from RefSeq and is a predicted model, not a curated record. Lineage: Eukaryota; Metazoa; Chordata; Mammalia; Rodentia; Cricetidae. Gene Ontology annotation, molecular function: iron ion binding; heme binding; steroid hydroxylase activity. Gene Ontology annotation, biological process: cholesterol homeostasis; bile acid biosynthetic process.